GGCGGUCGCGGGGCCCCCCCGGGCCGGCGGCUGCUUCUCGCCGCUGCUGUGUCAGUGCCGCGUGGUCUGGCGGCGCCGCAGCCUCUCGCUCGGCUUCGGCUGCAAGAAAUACCGGUACCAAGAUGAGGAUUCGCCCCCCCCUGGAGCAGAGCCCCGGCCCAUCUGCCCAGCCAGGCCAACUCGCCCCCCCGUCAUCGUCAACACCGACACGCUGGAGGCGCCGGCGUAUGUGAACGGCACCGAGGGCGAGAUGGAAUACGAGGAGAUCACACUGGAGAGGGGCAACUCGGGGCUGGGCUUCAGCAUCGCCGGGGGCACCGACAACCCCCACGUGGGCGACGACCCCGGCAUCUUCAUCACCAAGAUCAUCCCCGGGGGGGCUGCGGCCCAGGACGGGCGCCUCAGGGUGAACGACAGCAUCCUGUUUGUGAACGAGGCUGACGUGCGGGAGGUGCCGCACAGCGCCGCGGUCGAGGCUCUGAAGGAGGCCGGAGCCGUCGUCCGUCUGUACGUGAUGCGGCGCAAGGGCCCCGCCGAGAAGGUCGUGGAGGUCAAACUCAUCAAAGGGCCCAAAGGGCUGGGGUUCAGCAUCGCAGGGGGGGUGGGGAACCAGCACAUCCCCGGGGACAACAGCAUCUACGUCACCAAAGUCAUCGAGGGGGGGGCGGCCCACAAGGACGGGCGGCUGCAGAUCGGGGACAAGAUCCUGGCGGUGAACAACGUGAGCCUGGAGGACGUGAUGCACGAGGACGCCGUCGCCGCCCUCAAAAACACCUUCGACGUCGUUUACCUGCGAGUGGCCAAACCCGCCGCGGCCUUCCUGGGGGACAGCUUCGGGCCCCCCGACCUCACCAGCUCCUACUCAGCCCACCUGGACUCGGAGCUGGGCCCUCAGGGCUACCUGGGCCCCGAUUUCCCCCCGGCCAUGACCCCGACGUCCCCCCGACGUUACUCCCCGGGGCCCAAGGACCUGCUGGCGGAGGAUGACGUGCCCAGGGAGCCGCGCCGGAUCCUGAUCCACCGGGGCUCCACCGGCCUCGGCUUCAACAUCGUGGGGGGAGAGGACGGGGAGGGGAUCUUCAUCUCCUUCAUCCUGGCCGGGGGCCCAGCCGACCUCAGCGGGGAGCUGCGCAAGGGAGACCAGAUCCUGUCUGUGAACGGGGUGGAUCUCCGCAGCGCCACCCACGAGCAGGCGGCCGUGGCGCUGAAGAACGCGGGACAGAGCGUCACCAUCAUCGCCCAGUACAAGCCCGAGGAGUACAGUCGCUUCGAGGCCAAGAUCCACGACCUGAGGGAGCAGCUGCUGAGCAGCAGCCUCGGCUCGGGCAGCGCCUCGCUCCGCAGCGACCCCAAGCGGGGCUUCUACGUCCGGGCCCUGUUUGACUACGACAAGGCCAAGGACUGCGGGUUCCUGGCGCAGGCGCUCAGCUUCCGCUUCGGCGACGUUCUGCACGUGCUGGAAGCCAGCGACGAGGAGUGGUGGCAGGCACGGCACGUGCAGCCCCCCACACAGCCCCCCGACAUCGGCUUCGUGCCCAGCAAGCGCCGGGUCGAGCGCCGGGAGUGGACGCGACUAAAGGCCAAGGAUCGGGUCCCAGGAUCCGGCUCACAAGGGCGGGAGGACUCGGUGCUGAGCUACGAGACGGUGACUCAGAUGGAAGUGCACUACGCCCGGCCCAUCAUCAUCCUCGGCCCCAAGGACAGAGUCAACGACGAUUUGCUCUCUGAGUUCCCUGACAAGUUCGGCUCCUGCGUCCCCCACACGACGCGGCCGAAGCGCGAGUACGAGGUGGACGGGCGCGAUUAUCACUUCGUGGCGUCGCGGGAGCGGAUGGAGAAGGACAUCCAGGGCCACAAGUUCAUCGAGGCCGGGCAGUACAACAGCCACCUCUACGGCACCAGCGUCCAGUCCGUCAGGGAGGUGGCAGAGCAGGGCAAGCACUGCAUCCUGGACGUGUCGGCCAACGCGGUCCGGCGGCUGCAGGCGGCUCAGCUGCACCCCAUCGCCGUCUUCAUCCGGCCCAAGUCCCUCCAGAACGUCCUGGAGAUCAGCAAACGGGUGACGGAGGAACAGGCGCGAAAAGCCUUUGAACGAGCCACCAAACUGGAGCAGGAGUUCACCGAGUGCUUCUCAGCCAUGGUGGAAGGCGACAGCUUCGAGGAGAUUUACCACAAAGUCAAACGAGUCAUCGAGGAGCUGUCGGGACCCUACAUCUGGGUCCCAGCCGGGAACGCCUCUAGGGAUGGGGGAGGGACACCCCCAAAACCCCUCCCCCCCCCCAAAACCCCUCCCCCAACCCCCCUUUUCCUCCACCAGGGGGCGGCUGCAUGCGCGGGACGCCGAGGGGAGGGGGAGGGGGUCGACCCCCCCCCCCCCAAAAAGGCUCCCCCCAAAGUGGGGAGGGGGCGUCGAUUUAGGG
Colius striatus (speckled mousebird) is the source of this 2420-nucleotide messenger RNA. RefSeq names its product disks large homolog 4-like. Gene Ontology annotation, biological process: chemical synaptic transmission; AMPA glutamate receptor clustering; postsynaptic neurotransmitter receptor diffusion trapping. Lineage: Eukaryota; Metazoa; Chordata; Aves; Coliiformes; Coliidae. The record is from RefSeq and is a predicted model, not a curated record. Gene Ontology annotation, molecular function: kinase binding. Gene Ontology annotation, cellular component: neuron projection; postsynaptic density membrane; neuromuscular junction.